GCUCAUCUCAAAACAGCUACUGCCUGAACUCACCCGCGGUCUACAGUCUACAGCAGCGUGUCUCAUUAAUUCACUCAAACAGUCACUGCCCGGCUCUUCCCUCUCAGCCGUGACUUAAUCACGCACAGAAAUCUACGUCGUCUUCUCUUUGACAGCAACGUGAUGUGACGCCGUUGGGACCUACGCGCGAAGCCAGGGGCUCGUGCGGCGCACGUCGCGUCAAUUCAGACGCGCCCCUGGCUGUGGCCUGGCUUACAAUCCAUAUUUCAUCUAUUUCAUCUCCCUCCCCACUUCGAUUCGUUUUCUAGCUACUCCCAGACUCUCCAAGCACAAAACCAGUCAUGAAGUCAAGAUCCCUGCGUCCGCCAGACAUUGUCUUGCCUUGUCCCUUCCCGGAAGCGCAACUCCGCUCCGGCGCUCAGCUACCCCUGCAAUCGCCUGCUCCUCUUCGCACUCCCUCGCUAUCCGGCCCGCCGCCUCUUCCCCAGGCGCGGAGGUCAUCCUCCAGAUCGUCCUCGACUUCUGCACUCAUGUCCCUUUCUAUGACCUCGAGCACCGGCCCUGCUUCCGCCGCAGCACCUUCCUCCAAGCGCGUGAAAACCGCGUAUCCUCCCGUGACCCCGAUCCGCCCACAGCCAGAAUACUUCAGAGAUGUGCCCUUCACACCGUCCGCCGAUGGCUCAGUCUGUGAUCCUCUUCAGACUUACGCUUUUUCUUCGAACGAAUCAUCAAAUUCCGAGGACGACGAUGACGACAGCUCCGUCGCUCCCGAACCCGACACUCCCGACUCGGCCGUCUCACCUUCUUCAUCGACUCCGCAGCAGUCAUGGACAGCCAAGCAAGAUUCCCUUAUCCGCAGGGCCAUUGACACGCACCUCAACGAUCCUCGUAUUGCCCCCUUUCCAGGCUCGACGCCUCCUCCGAACCUCCUCCAUCGCAUGGCUAAAUACGCAGUCAAAACCGCUCGAGCAGAGCAACUCGACAUGCCGCAGUCUGUCUCCGAAAUUCGGAAACGAAUCACAGUCUUGAUCGCCGAAUCGAACGCCGACAGCAAUACAAACGAGCCAUUACCUAGUCCCGCUUUGCGAAGCAUCGGCAGCGGCCCUAUCCGAUACCUCACCGCGCGCGCAAAUAGCAUCAGUGCUGCCGCGAGUGCGUCAUAUUUUCCGAUGCCUUUAAAAUCUCCGUUUCAUGAGCACAACAGUAUGCUCUUCCCAAAUCAUGGGAAGCGUAAACUGGAUGACCUGCAGCCUCCUAUUGAUCCGAAAGAAUCUCUUGAGCUCUCAGACGAGAAAGCCUCAAGUGCUUAGCUAUUGGAUCUUUUCAGUUUUUGUCAUUGUUAAUUGGGUUUUCUUGAGCGUUUGGUUUAUUUUCGUACCCGUCUUGUAUCUAUCAUUUGGUCAUAUCAACCCCGAAUUUUGUUUCUUUUGGAGAUGCUGAUGAGGUUGCGACUUUGUUUACUUCGUCUAUUUCAUGCUUGUUUCCCGUUUAUCAUGUCACUCGCUCCUCGCAUAUGUUCUGUUAAAUCACAUA
Myxozyma melibiosi is the source of this 1533-nucleotide messenger RNA. RefSeq lists its product as uncharacterized. NCBI's taxonomy places the organism in Eukaryota, Fungi, Ascomycota, Lipomycetes, Lipomycetales, Lipomycetaceae. The record is from RefSeq and is a predicted model, not a curated record. The transcript has a single exon. The coding region runs from base 342 to 1310 and encodes 322 amino acids.